CGACCUCCUCGCCGCCCCUUCAACAACAACAUCAGCUGACACUACGGAGGUGUGUAGGUGCAGUCAUCGGGAGGACAAACCCUUCAUGCAAACUGCACCUACUAUCAAGAAGAAGAAGAAGAGGUGUGUAGUGGAACCUCCAGAUGACAUGAAAAAUGAGACUAAGAUAAUAGGCAAUAAUGGCAAAGGAGUUUGCAAAACAUGAUGGCAAACACAAAUUAAACUUCAUCGAUGCACAUUUUUUCAGCCUCCCAUCACAAGGAAAUGUGUAUACGCUUAAACCACUGACAGAUGCUAAGGGAUUUACCAAAAUCUUGGUAGCUUCUCUUCAGAGAAAAGUGUACUGUUUAGAAUACAGCAAUGGGAGACCAUGCAUGAGAGAAGUCCCUUUUACUUACAUUCCAGGUGGAGCUGAAAUCAUAUCCAUUGAUGCUGUUAAUAGAUCUGUCAUUCAAGAAGACUUCAUCAUAGGAAUUACUAUUAUUAAAAAGGAUGAUGUUUCUGGACAGCAGAGCCAUUUCUUCAAUAUUUACUCUGACUGGGAUCUUAACAGUGACAGUGCUUUAGAUGUGGUGUCGCAGAACUGCCUGCCCCUUGAGUUAGACUUUGUGCCUUAUCAUCUUUACCACACCAAAACCAAGAGCAAAAAUGGAUGGGAGAUGGUGUGGCUGCUGAGUGGGGGCGAUUGUUGCAUUCACCUGUACCAUUCGGAUGAUGAGAGUCAUAGCUAUCAGGAAGUGGAUGGCUCCGAAUCUUUCCCAGAGUUCAAACAAAUGACUGACAUCACACUUUGGAUGGACAUUUCUUAUUCUUCGGACAAUACGAGGCGAGUGUCGGCAACGUGCGGUGCGGGGGGCGCUGUUCACAUGUUCUAUGUGAAUGUGGAAUCUACGCCUCAAAUAACGGCAAGUCAUGCAAUAUCGUGGGAUUAUCCAUCUGCGGCUGUUAAGAUCUUUGACUUGAACACUACACUGUCUGUUCCCAGUUUUCUUCAAGAAGUCUACAGGUCGCAGAACAGAACUGGUAGAACAGAUGCUGCGUCAUGUCCUCACGUUGUGGUGGGGAAUACAUUGGAAGCCUGUUUUGUAUACAGUGAUUUUACCAGUAGCUGUGAGGGUUAUCGAUUACCAGAGUGCGAUAGUGGCGAUGUUGUCACCUGCUGCAUUGUGUGCGACAUUGACCAAGACGGCAAGAAUGAAAUAUUAGUCGGGACUUACGGACAGAUGGUGAUAGUGUAUAAGCACAAUGAAGAGGAACCGUUCACAUGGGACAUUUGUCACAAAAUAAGUGUACCGUGCCCGGUUCUCUCCCUGGCGUACUGUGACGUCAUGGGAGGUGGGUCAUACCAGCUUAUAGUCAUGACCACCACUGGCAUACAUAUUUUCCAGCACAACCCAUGGGAGCUUGCGUCAGUCAUUCUCAGGAGACUGGAAGCCCUUACGAAGCUCAAGACGGACCGUACUCUCCCUGAUGACCUGCUACAUGUACCUAGUCAACAAAGGGAAAAAAUCAUUUUAUAAAUGAUGAGGGAUCGAAGAUAUAACGAUUCAUCCCAAUUUCGGGAAGAGCCCUUUGGGAGGCCCAGAGCCGUGGGAGGCGGUGUAGCCAAGCCUUAGGAAUCACACGAGGGCUUUGACGCCCACAUUGGCCUACCCAGAUCCAGGACAAGGAUAUGGCUCUCACUCUGAGGCAAGGAACACAUCCCAUCCACCUGGGCUCUAGGAGACUCCAACUGUCGACCCCACGUGUGUGAGGCCCAAGCUCUAUCCAUCGAGCUGUUGAACAGUCUCUUAAGGAACACUAAACUAUUUUUCUACUACAUGGAAAAAGACCUGUACAAAUUAUAAACUAUAUGAACUGUAUAUUAGUAGCUACCAAUAAACAUUCAUAAACUAUG
Messenger RNA from Procambarus clarkii (red swamp crayfish), 1897 nucleotides. RefSeq names its product KICSTOR complex protein kaptin. NCBI's taxonomy places the organism in Eukaryota, Metazoa, Arthropoda, Malacostraca, Decapoda, Cambaridae. Gene Ontology annotation, cellular component: lamellipodium; KICSTOR complex; actin cytoskeleton. Gene Ontology annotation, biological process: actin filament organization; negative regulation of TORC1 signaling; cellular response to amino acid starvation. The record is from RefSeq and is a predicted model, not a curated record. Gene Ontology annotation, molecular function: actin filament binding.